AUGGAUUCGGGAACUUAUGAUAUCAUUUAUUCCUAUGGAGUGCUUCACUGGGUUCAGAAUAAAGAAGAGGCUUUCACGAACAUGUUCAGAGGUCUCAAACCAGCGGGAAAAAUCGCCGCGGUGUAUGGCGAGCACUUGCCCACUUUCUUUGUCCGCGGUUUUCGCGAGCUCAAUGCAGAAAAUUGGGACCGUCUGCUUGAUAUGUUUAAGUUUGAGUCUAUGGCAGAAAUCGAGCGAAUAUGUGCAGCUGCUGGAUUUAGCAUUCUAAAAAGCUGCCAUAUUCAAAGUCCACUUCUCGAGUUUGAGAGUGCCGACGGCCUUCGUUCUUUUUUCUGGUCUGCUACACAUGGCGUGUUUGAUCGGCAGCUUGCCACGGAUACAAGGCUGGCAAGAUUC
Messenger RNA from Porites lobata, 396 nucleotides. NCBI's taxonomy places the organism in Eukaryota, Metazoa, Cnidaria, Anthozoa, Scleractinia, Poritidae. The record is from the annotation of a GenBank genome assembly.